This is a messenger RNA of Labrus bergylta (ballan wrasse), 1494 nucleotides long. Lineage: Eukaryota; Metazoa; Chordata; Actinopteri; Labriformes; Labridae. The record is from RefSeq and is a predicted model, not a curated record.
CACACCAGCACAGAGGCUGGCAGAGGGAAGCAGCAGCCUGUGUUUGGACUGGGCGGAGGUUCAUCCAUGCGUUGCUCUACCCUGCUCGGCAUCCUCACCGGGGUGGUCCUGUACCUGGUGCUGGGAGCGGUGGUGUUUCGUGCCCUGGAGACUCCACGAGAGAUGGGCAAGCACAUGCAGCUGCAGGACGCACGCCUGGAGUUCUUGAUGAACUUCACCUGCGUCGGCCCUGAGAAUCUUCACUUACUUAUAGAGGAAGUGGUGGAUGCUAUGGGUGCGGGAGUGGAUCCCAACAGCAACACCACCUUUGUCAGCCAGUGGGAUCUGGCCAGUGCCUUUUUCUUCUCAGGGACGAUCAUCACAACAAUCGGUUUUGGAAACAUCUCACCAAAGACAGAAGGCGGGCAGUUGUUCUGUAUAUUCUACGCCCUGGUGGGAAUCCCCAUGUUCGGUUUCCUGCUUGCUGGAGUUGGAGACCAUCUGGGUACUGGACUGAGGAAAGCUGUCCUCAAAAUAGAGACUCUCUUCCGGAAAUGGAAAGUCAGUCCGACCAUAGUGCGAGUGAUCUCCGCUGUCCUUUCCAUCCUGCUGGGCUGUCUGCUCUUUGUCGCAGUGCCUAUCCUGGUUUUCCAGAAGGUGGAGCAGUGGACUCUUUUGGAGUCGGCCUACUUUGUGGUUAUUACCCUGACAACAGUUGGGUUUGGAGACUAUGUUGCAGGGGAUUCUGGGAACGAAGGUAGUGACCACUGGUACAAGCCUCUCGUUUGGUUCUGGAUCUUGCUUGGUCUCGCCUACUUUGCAUCAGUCCUUACAAUGAUUGGUAACUGGCUUAGGGUUUUAUCCAAGAAGACAAGAGCUGAGAUGGAGGAACUUCGAGCCCAUGCCACAGACUGGGGUCAAAACAUCCAGAACAUGUCGGUGGAUUUCCGCAUUCCAGGAAAAAUCGAUGACCCCUUCAAACGCCGUCGGAGGAAGCGUCGUCACGGCCCUCGCAGCCAUGGUAACAGUGUGGCAGCCAACGGGGCUCCUGAGGGGAACGAAGAGCAGCAUGGGAGUCAAUCAGAGUCUGGAUCGUCCUCUUCAUCCUCCUCUAAUGAAUCAGAAUCUGCAUCAGAAUCAGACUCUCAGGCCACGCAGACAGAUCGAGUACCUGAAGAGAAACCUGCAGAGCCUGAAAAGGAGGAGACUCUUCCAGAACCCCAUCUGUCUCAGCCUCUGGACUACUUCGGGGAGAACCUUGCGUUUAUUGACGAGUCUUCAGAUACUCAAAGUGUUAAAGUACAUUUAGAUCCUCUUCUGGAUUCCACUCAGUCCAACUCUGGACACUCUCGUCAGCCCAAAAGGAGACGCCACAGAAGACCAGUACCACAGAGAAGCCCCAGAGGCAACCGCUUGAACCCGGACAAGAAGGAACCCAAUGGAAACAAAAAACCAGUCCUAGAUCUACCACUGAAGCCUCAAGGAGAUCACAUAAACUCCACUGCACAAGCAUAG